GGGUCCCGAGAGGUUGUCGGCGCUCUGGCAGUUGAGUGAAGUCUGGUGGCUCCUGAGGAGUGCAAAAAUAAAAGGCCCUCAACAUUGCAAGUAGCCUAGAGGGAAGUGAGAAAGCAUCUAAAAAUGAAGGCUUUUCAGACCAUCUGCAGACAGCUCAGAAGUUCAAAGGGGUUUUCUCUAGACCCAACCGCCCAUGUGGAUUUUUCCACUUCCUCUUACUCUUGUAGCCGGAAGAAAAAAGUGAACCCUUAUAAAGAAGUAGACCAAGAAAAGUACUCUGAUUUAGUACAGUCUGUCUUGUCAUCCAGAGGCCUUGCUCAGACUCCAGAAUCAUUGUUUGAGGAAGAUAAUUUACUCUAUGGACCUGUGAGUAAGUGUAAGCCCCAAAAGCAAGAUGAGGAAGCAAAAGCUCCACGAAACUGGUGUCCUCUCUUAAUUCCGGAGAGAAGCGUAAAACCAAAUGCAACAAGCAUUCCUACGAUUCCUUUGAGAAUCCCUUUGCAGAGAAAUACCAUACCAAGUGUGACCAAGAUCCUUCAGCAGACCAUGACAUCAGAACAGAUUUUCUACUUGGAGAGGUGGAAACAGCGGAUGAUUCUGGAACUGGGAGAGGAUGGCUUUGCCGAAUAUUCUUCAAAUAUAUUUUUACAAGGGAAACGGUUCCAUAAAGCCUUGGAAAGCAUACUUGCACCCCAAGGUGACUUGAAAGAGAGAGAUGAGAAUCUCGAAUCUGGAUAUAUCGAAAGUGUCCAGCAUAUCCUGAAAGAUGUCAGUGGAGUGCGAGCUCUUGAAAGCGCUGUUCAGCAUGAGACGUUAAAGUAUGUAGGUCUACUGGACUGUGUGGCUGAAUAUCAGGGCAAGCUGUGUGUGAUUGAUUGGAAGACAUCAGAGAGACCGAAACCUUACAUUCGAAAUACAUUUGACAACCCGCUGCAGGUUGUGGCCUAUGUUGGUGCCAUAAAUAAUGAUGUCAACUAUAGCUUUCAGGUUCAGUGUGGCCUAAUCGUGGUGGCCUACAAAGAUGGAUCCCCUGCCCACCCACAUUUCAUGGACACUGAGCUCUGUUCCCAGUACUGGGCCAAGUGGCUUCUUCGACUAGAAGAAUAUACAAAGAAGGAAAAGAACCAGAAUAUUCAGAAACCAGAUUAGGGGACAGAAUGAUAUCUGGGAACAUUCACUAGUUCCUCACAGUUUGGGAAGAUCUAUUGAUGUUUACAGUAGAGAUGCCACAGGAUCUGAAAGCUACAUAACCCAAGUGGAAGUAUUUGUUGAAAUGUAUUAUAACUAAAAAGAUCAAAAAGUCAGAAAAGUUUAGAUUUUAAGGGUUGGACUUGAGCACAUGAAAGAAGCACAAGUAAGGAUGGUCUGUCAUUUACCUG
Odobenus rosmarus divergens (Pacific walrus) is the source of this 1379-nucleotide messenger RNA. RefSeq names its product mitochondrial genome maintenance exonuclease 1 (gene MGME1). NCBI's taxonomy places the organism in Eukaryota, Metazoa, Chordata, Mammalia, Carnivora, Odobenidae. Gene Ontology annotation, cellular component: mitochondrion. Gene Ontology annotation, biological process: mitochondrial DNA replication. The transcript is spliced from 5 exons. The record is from RefSeq and is a predicted model, not a curated record. Gene Ontology annotation, molecular function: single-stranded DNA exodeoxyribonuclease activity. The coding region runs from base 124 to 1149 and encodes 341 amino acids.